AUGAGCUAAUAAUUGGUUUAAAACUGAUAAGUAUUAAUUAACAGUAAUUACCUAUACCUCUAUAUAUACAAUGCCCUUUCAGUUCACAUCACAGCACCCCUCAAAGGAAAAUAGCAUCAUUUAUCUCUUUACGAAUUCAAAGCACACACCAUGGCCAAAUCAACUGCUUCACUACUUGUUUUUCUUUUCAUUUUUCCUCUGCUCCUCUCAUCCAACAACUUGGGAGGGCAUGUGAAGUUUGUUUAUGGAUUGGAAGCCCAGAAGAGUUGGUGUGUGGCAAAACCUUCAUCAAGUGAUUCUACACUGGAGAACAACAUUGAGUAUGCUUGCAGCAUCUUGGGUGAUUGCAAGAUGAUCCAGCCAGGUGGAUCCUGCUUCGAGCCCAACAAUCUGUUGAACCAUGCUUCGGUUGUCAUGAAUCAGUACUAUGCAUUCAGUGGUGGAAAUGGUUGGAACUGUUACUUCGCAGGAUCAGGUCUCAUAGCUGUCAGUGACCCAAGUUACGAUAACUGCAAGUAUGCUUAG
This is a messenger RNA of Vigna radiata var. radiata (mung bean), 525 nucleotides long. Its product is annotated as glucan endo-1,3-beta-glucosidase. Bases 151 to 525 code for a protein of 124 amino acids. Lineage: Eukaryota; Viridiplantae; Streptophyta; Magnoliopsida; Fabales; Fabaceae. The transcript is spliced from 4 exons. The record is from RefSeq and is a predicted model, not a curated record.